AUGACGAUAUCUGGGACUUUGCAAGGUAUUGGCUACGGUUGCCGUGGCGUCGUUUUUGUCCUGAAAAAUCCACGCCUUCGCAAAGAAAAAUAUCUGCGUAUCUUUAUACGUUUAUCAGUUCUGUCAUUUCUGCUGUUUAUUAUCACAAAUAUCCUCGUGGCUUUGCCUAUCCAACUCGUUCGAUUUGCGAUAUGGAUGAUUGCCCCGUCCGCUCAAGCCAUUCAUGGGUCCCAGUCCGUCUUGAUGGAUUUUAGUCGCUCGGCUCACGAAGUCGCAGAUAUGAUCCCAAUGAUAGCUCUACUGUUUAUGCGCUACAUCUAUCCAAAGCCGCUUGAUGAUCUGUUCAUGGAGUCCCUAAGAUACUCGGACAUCUGUCAUCCAGAAAGGCCAGCCUAUGCUUCCUCUUUACGAAACCGACGGUAUCAUGCGGAAUAUUGGCGCAAUGUCGUUGACUAUGUCCAGCGCAUGACAAAAAAAUUGCGUUGGAUGGUUCUUUAUCCAUUAUUGUUCAUUCCUAUCAUCGGCAAGAUUGUAUUUUCCGCAGCAGGUGCCUAUGCUUCUAUCCUGUCUUUGGGAAGAACGCAGGGAAUCAUGAUUGGCAUUUGUUUCCUUAUUUUACCGCGAUAUCAUACCAUGACGGUAUUUCGCGCUUUUAUCAGCAUGCGUGCCCUUAUGCGUGAAUUACUGGAACCUUAUUUUGCGAGAAUGAACAUGACUCACAGCCAGAAACGUCAAUGGUGCUUUGCCCGCAAAGACACCUUGUUUGGCUUUUCAGCCAUUGCCUACCUUCUUGCUCGCAUUCCUAUUUUUGGUUUCCUUGGCUACGCUAUUGCUCAAGCCGCCGCCGCCUACAUGGUAACUAUCGUUACUCUUCCACCUUCAAAACCACAUUCAACAAUCAUCAACGCAAUCCACCUCAAGCACACCAAAUAA
Molecule: messenger RNA, 933 nt
Organism: Radiomyces spectabilis
Lineage: Eukaryota; Fungi; Mucoromycota; Mucoromycetes; Mucorales; Radiomycetaceae
Exons: 2
Coding region: 1-933 (310 amino acids)
Source: RefSeq, a predicted model, not a curated record